AUGAAGACAGAGAUUUUGGAUAAAAUUGCACAGGCAGUUUUUGAAAUUAAAGGCUACCCCGAGAAAGAUGAGCUUGAGUCACUUGCUUCUGCGCUGGUUCUCAAGUAUCCAUGUCUGAAGGAGCCAGGUAGCAUCACAGGCUACCAGGGAUGGAAAGCAAGUAUCAAACACAAACUUGGAAACUACAGAUCAAAGCUUCGUCAAGCAGGCUGCAAUGAGGUAAAUGUAAACAGGAAAAGAAAAGGGAGAGAUGAAGAGGGCAGUACUUUCACCCUUAAAAAGCCCAAAUGUGGAGAGGUCAAUCAUGUCCCAGAUCAUCCUCAACACCAUGAUGAUUCUACUCUUGAAAAGGAAAGAGUUGCUUUGGUUUAUGAAAUGAAGAAGAAACAAAAGAACAUAACAGUCAUACAGCAGAAGAUGGCACUGACAUUUUCUCUCAGGCGGAGAGAGGUCGUGGAGUGUCAACCUAUGGUAUCUGAGGUCCAGGAGAGAUGGCCUGCACUGUUUUCCUCUGAGGAGAUAUCUGAAGAAUUUCAUCGCAUCACGAGCAAAGACCUCCUGGGGACUUUCAAUGCAUCCCUUGACAAAUUUGUGCCUGGCCUGCUGAAACUGUACCGGUCUAAGAAGGGAGCUCUUGGUGAGAAGAUGGAAGACCUCCUGGAUAAACUUGAUGAACAGACAUCCAACAUUGUGUCCCAUCGAAAGACAGCAGCACUGAGAGGCCUGCCCAUUUUCCUCCGAGAAGAUGCAACAAAGGUUUUCCUGAAGUGCUUGGACACUGACAUUUUGGAACCAGUGCUAAACGGUGCAUCUGUUGCCAUCCUCACCAUCCUACAAGAUGACGAUGCCGGGAUGUCUGUGCGAGACCAGGCAGUUGUGUUGGAAGGGGACAUCGUGCUACAUAACAUUCCAGACCUCUCUACUGCCUUGACAUACCUCUUUGGCCUUCUGUAUGCCCUCAACAUUGAUUAUCCAAAGCAGAUGAGGUAUACCUUUAAAGCAAUUCAGGCCAUCUUUUUUGAGCUCGGUGGCUCUCGAUGCUCACAGCGCAUAAGGUCCCUGAAAACAAAGCUUUUGCUGUGACUGUUAAUUGGGAAGCCAGACACGACUUUAACUUGUGUUCUUUAGCCUGUUCAAGUGCUUUGUAGUUGGGUCAUGUAACAGACAGUAGUUAACCCUCUUUGCCUCUGAUAAUCGUUUGACAGUUACCAAGAGUUGCAUAUUUAGUGUUUGAACU
Messenger RNA from Thalassophryne amazonica, 1237 nucleotides. RefSeq lists its product as uncharacterized. Bases 1 to 1083 code for a protein of 360 amino acids. The transcript has 4 exons. The record is from RefSeq and is a predicted model, not a curated record. NCBI's taxonomy places the organism in Eukaryota, Metazoa, Chordata, Actinopteri, Batrachoidiformes, Batrachoididae.